GCCACGUCGUAGUCGGUCGUUUGGCUCGUACGUCAGCGGGCGGGAGUGAGCCGUAGCUGGCGAGAUGUCCCUGCUGCGGUCGCUGCGCUUGUUCCUGGACGCGCGGACCGGGAGUUUCCCGGCCGGGUCUCUUCAGCUUCAGUCGCCCCAGCCACGGUACACCAUUCACGCUGCGUCCUGGUUGUCUGCCUCUUCUUCCAGCAAGGAGCUCCUUAUGAAGCUGCGGCAGAAAACAGGCUACUCCUUUGUAAAUUGCAAGAAAGCUCUGGAAACUUGUGGUGGAGAUCUCAAAAAGGCAGAGAUCUGGCUUCACAAGCAGGCCCAGAAGGAGGGCUGGAGCAAAGCUACCAAGCUCAGUGGGAGAAAGACUAAAGAAGGACUGAUUGGGCUGCUGCAAGAAGGAAAUACUACUGUAUUAGUAGAGGUAAACUGUGAGACAGAUUUUGUUUCCAGAAAUUUAAAAUUUCAACAGUUGGUCCAGCAGGUAGCCCUGGGAACCAUGUUGCAUUGUCAGAGCCUAAAGGAUCAACUCUCCACGUACAGUAAAGGCUUCCUGAAUUCCUCUGAGCUUUCUGGACUUCCAGCUGGGCCUGACAGAGAACACUCUCUCAAGGAUCAAUUGGCCUUAGCAAUAGGGAAACUUGGAGAAAACAUGACUCUUAAACGAGCUGCGUGGGUGAAGGUGCCAUCUGGGUUCUACGUUGGCUCUUAUGUCCAUGGAGCAAUGCACAGUCCCUCGCUCCACAACCUGGUGCUGGGGAAGUAUGGGGCCCUGGUCAUCUGUGAGACAUCUGAACAGAAAGCAAACCUUGAAGACCUUGGCCGCCGCCUUGGGCAGCAUGUGGUGGGCAUGGCUCCUCUCUCUGUUGGCUCCCUGGAUGAUGAACCUGGGGGAGAGGCAGAGACCAAGAUGCUGUCCCAACCAUACUUGCUGGAUCCCUCUAUCACAUUGGGACAGUACGUGCAGCCCCAUGGGGUUUCUGUAGUAGACUUUGUGCGGUUUGAAUGUGGAGAACUUGAAGAGGCAACAGAGGCUGAAUAGGUUCUAGACACUUUUGGCUUAGGAGAAAAUGUUUAUUUUUAUUUCUGGACAUCAUAGCAAAAAGAAGAAAUUGCCCAAGCCUCUUUAAACCCAGAAUUUGUCAACUGAAUUUUUAAUGAAAUUAUAUAGUUCAUGGGGUAAAGUUAAUAAAUAAUAUUUUUUCCUUGUUUGCA
This is a messenger RNA of Marmota flaviventris (yellow-bellied marmot), 1215 nucleotides long. It is a transcript of the gene Tsfm, whose product is annotated as Ts translation elongation factor, mitochondrial. Lineage: Eukaryota; Metazoa; Chordata; Mammalia; Rodentia; Sciuridae. The record is from RefSeq and is a predicted model, not a curated record. Gene Ontology annotation, molecular function: protein binding; translation elongation factor activity. Gene Ontology annotation, biological process: mitochondrial translational elongation.